Messenger RNA from Aspergillus tanneri, 1374 nucleotides. RefSeq lists its product as uncharacterized. NCBI's taxonomy places the organism in Eukaryota, Fungi, Ascomycota, Eurotiomycetes, Eurotiales, Aspergillaceae. The record is from RefSeq and is a predicted model, not a curated record. Gene Ontology annotation, molecular function: alpha-1,2-mannosyltransferase activity. The transcript has 3 exons. Gene Ontology annotation, biological process: mannan biosynthetic process. Gene Ontology annotation, cellular component: Golgi apparatus. Bases 1 to 1374 code for a protein of 457 amino acids.
AUGACUAGGGCAUAUCUCACCGUGUUUCUCCUCAAUAUAUACCUCUUUUGGAACAGCUCCUUCUUAACCUCGACAUCUCCCUAUCUCCUUUCGGAUCGUGAGGCUCAGCUGGCGUAUGAGCUGCAUGCCAUCCUUGAAAAACAUAGACCACAAUGUGAUUCACCAAUAGUCAUCGGCACCGUGGGAAUGCCUCCGUUUGAUGCGGUCUACGAAUCUCCUCGAGAAAACCUUGUGUACAACUUUGAUGAAAUCUGCCAGCCUCUACAGGAUGCCCACGACAACUUUACGCUAGAUAUACACACAAUAGCCGACAAUCGCAACUAUCGCGCCUACCGCAAUGGGACCAAGGGGAUUGUAUCAGCAGCUGGGGGCCACUACAUGCCUACCUUCGUGGUCACCUUACGCAUGCUGCGACGGACGGGAUCUACCUUGCCCGUGGAACUAUUCAUGCGGGAUUAUCAGGAGUACGAGCCGUACGUCUGCGAGGUGGUUCUCCCGCCGCUGAAUGCCCGAUGCAUUGUUCUCUCCGAGAUUCUACCAGUCGAGAGAAAUUACCACGACACUACUGAGGAUUUCCAGCUCAAAUCGUUCGCAAUACUCUUUUCGUCGUUUGAAUCUAUUUUGUGGAUGGACGCCGACUGCAUCCCGGUGCAUGAUCCCGCACAGUUACUAACAUCGAAGUCCUUCACCUCGACUGGCCUGGUCACCUGGCCGGAUUUCUGGACGAAUACCGCCUCACCACUAUACUUCCAGAUAUCUCGUCAACCUGAACCACCUACCAAUGCGCGUCCGGCCACCGAGGCCGGAGUUCACUGGCUGACCUUGCUCCUGGCCACUUACUAUAACUACUACGGGCCGUCGUUCUACUACAAGCUUCUAUGCCAAGGUGGGCCCGGUGAAGGUGACAAUGACACAUUCAUCCAGGCCGCAACGGCUAUUGGGGAAGAGUUCUACACCGUCAGCGAGCCGAUAGUCGACUGGAGCCAUCCUCAUGCGCCUACCAUCCGCCCCGCUAUGUUGCAGGCGGAUCCAAUAGAAGAUUACGAGCGGACCAGGCAGGAAAACCCAUGUGUCAAAGAUCACUGCGUAACAGGGUCGGUUCGCGGGUUCUUUAUACAUGCGCACGAUCCAGAGUUUAAUCCAGGGGAGGUCCUCCUGGAGAAGACGCUACAUAAUGGAAAGCCGACUCGGAUCUGGACGAAUAGCGUGGAUGCGUUGCAACGAAUAGGAUAUGAUGCUGAAAAGGUGACGUGGGAGGAGACAAAGACGGUGGCAUGUACUCUGGAGCAUGCGCUUGAUUCGUGGAAGGAUAGAUCAGGGGUGUGUGAGGGAGUGAAAAAACAUUGGGACGAGGUGUUUACAUCGGAGGAUUAA